AUGGGCGAAACUAGGAGACUAGAAUCACAUUUAACUGGUUAUCAAUACAAAAAUACUGAGAUCUUAAGUGGUGUAGUCAUCGGACGAGGUGGGUCCAACAUAAAGCAGAUUCAGGAGGAAACAUGCACAAAAAUCUCUAUGAAGGAAGAAAAGGAAGAAGAGAUUUACAAUAGGAUUUGUGAGAUAAGAGGAAUGCCAGAAGCAGCUGAGAAGGCACGCUUAAUGAUUCGUAAGAUAAUUAUGAACCAGCCAUUAAUAACAACACGGGAAACCUUUGUGCCUGAGUCAGCUUGUGGCAGAAUAAUUGGUAAAAAUGGCACAAAUAUCCGAAAUAUAUCGAGUGCAUCUUCUGCAAGAAUACAAAUAGAUAGAUAUUCAUCAUCUAGAGAUACAUAUUGCGGUAAUGUGGAACAUGAGCGACGAGUGGUCAUUAAAGGCACAGAGGAACAGAUAGAAUUGGCUAUAGCAUUAAUAAAAGAGAAGGUGGAGGAGGACCGAGAGAUACGGUCAAAAAUGCAAGAGAGUAUUGCCAACCGAUCUCCUAGGAAACCAGAUAAAGCUCUGUGUCUGACUGCUGCUGCCACUAAUGAUUCCUCAUCAAGCCACAAGUCAUGUGUGUCAGAGAAACUGAAUCCUGCUGGAGGAGAUGGCUACAUUCCUGUUUUUGUUUCUGCUUUGACAGAUCCUGGCUGUUUCUUUGUGCAGUUGGUGGGACAACAUGCAGUUGAACUUGACCGUCUCGUAGAAGAAAUGACGCAGUAUUACAGCAAAGAGGAAAAUCAAGAAAUUCAUAGAGUAAAUGAGAAGUUAGGACAGCUAGUGGCAGCACCCUUUAUUAAUGAUGAAAUGUGGUAUAGGGCCAUAGUGAGAAAUGUUACUCUGGAUGAGUACGAUCCAAAAGAAAGUGACUUGCUGCUUUUCUAUCUUGAUUAUGGGGAGUCGGCUGAUGUGAAGCAGAAACAGGUGUUUCACUUGCGAACAGACUUCUUAAGACUCCGAUUUCAGGCUAUUGAAUGCUGCCUCGCAAAUGUUAAGCCAAAAGAUGAUCAGUGGUCAGAAGAAGCUAGGGAACUCAUGGAGGAUUUGUGCCAUGUGGCACAGGGGUUGUAAUUAUGGCACGAGUGGAUGGAUACAGAGAACGGCCACGUACAGACCAGCGACAAGAGCGUGAAGGCAGUCCUGUACCGUGUGUAUCACUUGUCAACACCACAGGACCCAAGGAUGUACCUGUUGCAGCAGAACUUGUUAAACGUGACCUAGCUGAAUGGGAGAAGCCAGUCGCUACAGAAACCAGUUCAAGUGCGAAUAACAAUAUAGCAGAGAAGACUGUAAAUGGUAUCACUAACUCAGAAAGUAGUUCUCGUACAUCAAACUUGUGAUAUGAAAACAGUGAACAUAAACAGUCAUUACCUCUGUUGCCAGACAGUG
This is a messenger RNA of Schistocerca piceifrons (Central American locust), 1428 nucleotides long. RefSeq names its product tudor and KH domain-containing protein homolog. Gene Ontology annotation, molecular function: RNA binding. Gene Ontology annotation, biological process: spermatogenesis. The record is from RefSeq and is a predicted model, not a curated record. NCBI's taxonomy places the organism in Eukaryota, Metazoa, Arthropoda, Insecta, Orthoptera, Acrididae.